CGACCACAUCACCAUCAUAACACGCGACGACUGCACAAUUGACACUGUAUUUUAUAAAGUAAACUCUCGAAAAGCGCGCCCUGUACCGCAAUAAGCCUUCCCGAAACAACAAUCAUGUCGGAAAAGCCAAGAACAAAAGACAAGGAAAAGGACAAGUCCAAGGUCCAUAAGCUCUCCCUCAAAGGCAGCUCUCGCCUCGUCGCCGAAUUUUUCCAAUACUCUAUCCACACCAUCCUCUUCCAACGCGGCGUCUACCCAGCAGAAGACUUCACAGCAGUCAAGAAAUAUGGCCUCAACAUGCUCGUCUCCUCGGACGACCAAGUCAAAGCAUACAUCAAGAAAAUCAUGUCCCAGCUCGACAAAUGGAUGCUCUCCGGCCAAAUCUCACGCCUCGUAAUCGUCAUCACCGACAAAGACACCGGCGAGCACGUCGAGCGCUGGCAAUUCAACGUGGACAUUUCGGCGCCCGCCAAGUCCAGCAAGUCCAGCAAAUCGUCCACAUCGCGAGAUAAAGAGAAUAGCGCGGCCGCCGGCGCACCUAAGGAGGAAAAGACAGAAACCGAGAUCCAGUCCGAAAUCGCCGCCAUCUUUCGCCAAAUCACCGCGUCCGUCACUUUUCUGCCGCAACUCUCGGGCAACUGUACCUUCAACGUGCUCGUCUACGCAGAUGCCGAUAGCGAGGUCCCUGUUGAAUGGGGCGAUUCGGACGCCAAGGAGAUUGAGGGCGGCGAGAGAGUGCAGCUUCGAGGCUUCAGCACGGCAAACCACCGUGUAGAUACCCUUGUCAGCUACCGCCUGGGAGAAUAAAACUGGCAAAGGCUUGACCGGUGUUAUUAAUAUUUACGCGUAAUGAAUACUUGCAUCUCACACCACGGCUUCAGGAGGUCCAGCCGUUUUUUAUCAAUCGUUUCAUUGGAUAUCUCUUCGCUCGUCAACCGUACAAUGUAUUUCGUUUGGGUCAUUUGUCAAUGCUUUCGUCUACUCUUCCAAAACUCCAAAACAACCGCCGCACGCUUCUUAUCUAACAACUGCAACUCCGAGUAAAAAUGCUUUCUCCCUAUUCAUGCCACUUGCAACGCCUCUAUGCUAAUGUCUUGUACUACACUCGCUUGAAAAAGUAAACGUACGCAAACUUGCGCAUCUCUUCCACCUCGCCUGCCUCCACGACCUUUUCGUCGUUGAAAAGCACCCAUUUUUCACCCUGCUCGGGGACCUGUUUUCGUACAAAUGCAACAUAAUGUCUGUGGAUUUGUUAGCUUUGAAUAAAGUACGUUAAACGAAAGAACUUACCCAGCAUGGAUACUAGUACCCUUGUGACAGGCAAUCGACUGUAGCUGGAAGUUUGCCGGCAACGUGCUGCUACCGGCCGGCUCUGAUGGUACUGCUGGCGCCGUGGCGGCUGCUGAAUCGUCGUCAAACAGCCCCUGGUCGUCAGGAUGGCUAAACAGCCACUCAACGGCUCGCUCAACGUCCCCGCCAGUCUCCUUCAGUGCCUUUUUAGCUUGAGGUGGCCCAAAACCCAUGGCGCCGAGCAUCUCAAUCUUCUCUGGGUCUGCCUCAGCAGCACCACCGGAACCCCCAGAAAUAACAAGUGGUGCGUCAAUAUCAGGGUCGUCCAUAUGGGCAAAGAGCCACUCCAUGGCAGCGUUUGCGUCCGAGUUUCCUGUGGCGUGAAGGGCCUUGUCGCAUCGGUUUCUUGGGAAGCCCAUACCUUCAAGCUGAGCAAGCGCUGCCUCAUCGGCAACAAAGGCCGGGGCUUGCGCUUCAGGUUCAUCGGGAAGAAGUUCUUCACCGGGCUGAACACCCUUGGAGAUGUAUUCGUCCAAGGCAAACGACUCGUCAGGCACCAUAACUGGUACGUCGAGCUUGAUGGGAACCCAGUUGACGACUGCCAUCUUUCGUGUGUUGACAGCCAACACAUCGGGAAACGUUUUGAACAGUGACUGCUUGGUGAAGCCAUCUUUGCUGCCACAGUCAGAACAUGUAAGUUCCACCUUUUCAACACCGGUAAAGGUGUCGAGGCAUUCCUUGAGUGUGACUGGCUUAUACUUUGGCUCUUCGCCCUCCUCUGCAGGUAGCUUCUCCAGCGGCACAUCCAAGAAGAUGUUAUCUUGCUCUGUGGAGCUGUAUCGGACCUUGUGGCAUCCCAAGCACUGAAGCCUCUGUUCGAGGACAAAGCGGAACUGUGCUGUAGGAUCAGACAGUCCGCUGCCGUGCUGUGAUCGGCUGAUAAUCUGGAACAAAUGUUGUAGGAACUCAAAUGCAUCCUGCUGCCUCAUGGUGGAGAACUCUUCGUGUCCUCUUCCGAUCAGGUGCUUGAGCAUGGCUGGGGCCAAACCCUUUUGGUGGGCAACUUCAGACUCAGGCACGAGAGCAGAGUCGACCUUGGCAUAUCGUCCGGACCACAAUCCGUCUGCUAUUUUGCGAAGCUGGGUUUCGAGGUCGGCGGCUGGAUCUUCGACCAUGGGUAAAUCGUCAUUUGGUCGGUAAUAACGCUCUUUAAAGGCGGGCAUGUCGAAGAGACACUGGACAAUACUGGCAAGGUAGCAACUGUUGCCCAAGUUCUUCAGACCAGUCAAACCCGGUCCAAAUAGCGGAUUCAAUUCCUUGCCGUCCUCUGUCGUCAUGCUAAAGUCCCACUUCAGGUUUUGCUCGAUUUGCAUUUCUGUCAGACUCUUUUCCGUCUUUUGGCGCUCCGCCAGCAUGAUGCCCCAGUGGGCAAGAUGCUCACCGAGAUUUUCGUCAAGUCGUUCCUCGUCACACUUGUAGCAGUAGAUAUCGGCUGUGCCUUCGGGGGUGAUGGAGCCCAGUUUGACAGCCACUCCGUGGGAGGAUUCAUCCGAGUGGGCAAGGGCAUGCGAAUUGCCGUCGACACCUCCCAUUUGCUUUCUGCCACAGCCCAAGUUGCCACAUUCGAGACAAAGCCAGAGGUUUUCAUGCAAAUCGCAAGCGUAGCAGUGGCCCAGCUCGCCCUGUUCAAUCUUACGCGAAGCAUGCUGCUGCAUGAGGAGCACGUGCUCGCAACUUGUGAGCUCCUGUUCCCAUGCCUUGACCUCUUCCUUGCGAGAGAAAGUGUUGGCCUUCAUGACAGCGUCAACAAUGCCAGCUAACUUGUCGCUUGUUCUGUCGAGGUCGGUGUUGCACUCGAGGCAUCGGACGGCGAGGGCCAUGUCGUAUCGGUCGUCUUCUGUUUCGGCAGCGAUGGCCAGCUUGGACAUUUUGCUGGGCGGCUCAUCGCGCUCAAUGGCCUUGCGAGUGCGGCGAAUGUUGAGAACGAGCGGAUGGCUACGCAGGGCAGCGUGGAGGUGGUUGUGAUGGCGAUCGCCUGCGCAGCCGCCGUUGAAGCACUGCAGACAGACAUCAAGACCCAGAGGAUCGUCCUGGAUAAAGUAUACAAAGUCAGUGAUUCAAGGACAAAGAAAAUGUAGCCAAAAGAGACGUACGAUGGAGUCGAAGCAUUGUGUGCAGUCUUCUCGAUAGACAGACUGAGAGACGCUAGGCGGACGGAGGUCUAUUAGUUGAUGUUAGCCACAGAAGAUUCUAGUAUUGUUAAUAUUCUUCAGUCUUACUGGUAGCCUCCAGAUGUGGACAAGACAUUUUUGUAUUGUUGCAAAUACUCGAUCUGAUCCUGUGAAGCUGGUGAUGAUG
Messenger RNA from [Torrubiella] hemipterigena, 3648 nucleotides. The record is from the annotation of a GenBank genome assembly. Lineage: Eukaryota; Fungi; Ascomycota; Sordariomycetes; Hypocreales; Clavicipitaceae.